Aspergillus ruber CBS 135680 is the source of this 1970-nucleotide messenger RNA. Its product is annotated as SHNi-TPR domain-containing protein. Gene Ontology annotation, molecular function: histone binding. Lineage: Eukaryota; Fungi; Ascomycota; Eurotiomycetes; Eurotiales; Aspergillaceae. Gene Ontology annotation, biological process: DNA replication-dependent chromatin assembly; CENP-A containing chromatin assembly. The coding region runs from base 123 to 1505 and encodes 460 amino acids. Gene Ontology annotation, cellular component: nucleoplasm. The transcript has 2 exons. The record is from RefSeq and is a predicted model, not a curated record.
UCGACUAGGCUCUUCACCAAGACUCGCGCAAUUUCCAUACACUCCUGCCUUUCUUAAAGAUAUUGGUUUGUCGCAUAGCCGAGACGAAGCGCUACAACCAGGAAAGGGAGAAAACACCCACCAUGACUGAUAUUGGACGGCCGGGGUCUAAUACGGCUCCUAUGACGAACAACGCCGAAAAACGACGAACGCAGUUGGGGGAAUUGAUUACUCGAGCUGCUGCGAAAGAUGCCAUCAAAGACCACAAUGCAGCUGCUGAGCUUUACUCCGAGGCCACGGAACUUCAAGCAGAUUUGAAUGGGGAAAUGUCGCUUGAUAAUGCAGACUUACUGUUCGCUUACGGCAAAGCGCUAUAUAAUGUUGCUGUCAGCAAAAGCGAUGUACUCGGAGCUAAAGUGGCGGGUGAGCCACAUGCGCAGUCAAAUGUUGUAACUACCGAAAGCUCCACGUCUGUUGGAUCGACGUCUGCAAGCGACAACCUUAUUCAAAGUGCCGUGGCGAAUGGCGCGGCUAAAAAGGAGGCCGGUGCUAAUGAAAAAGGGCAAUCUGAGAAACAAAAUACGCCAUUCUUCCAGUUUACUGGCGACGAGAACUUUGACGAGUCGGAAGAGGAAGAGGAGGAUGAAGGCGCACAGGCCGAUGCUGGCGAUGAGGACGAGGAUGAUUUUGCCAACGCUUUUGAGGUGCUCGAUCUCGCCCGUGUACUUUACCAGAAGAAAUUGAGUGCGGCUGAAGAAAGUGAUGAGAAAGGAAAAUCAACGGAAGUGCCUUUCGAAAAUAAACAACUCAAAGAACGCCUUGCGGAUACGUACGACUUACAGGCUGAAAUCUCGCUUGAAGGGGAAAGAUUUCUGGAUGCUGUCACGGAUCUCAGAACGGCGCUUGAUUUGAGACUGGCCUUAUUCCCGAUGGAGGAUCCCGUCGUCGCCGAAUGCCAUUACAAACUUUCUCUCGCUUUGGAAUUCGGCGCCGUCAGUAAGACGGAAGAAUCUGGUGAACAAGAUAGCCAUGGUCAAAGCAAAGUGGAUGAAGAGAUGAGGAAGGAGGCGGCGGUCCAAAUGGAGAAGGCUAUUGAAAGCUGUCAAGCUCGGAUGGUUCAAGAACAAAAGAGAUUGGAUGGUGAUGACGCCCCAGACGAGGACAAAGCAACAGCGCUGAAGAGGAAAAUUGAUAAUGUGAGGGAGAUAGUCGCAGACAUGGAGCAAAGGCUUAUUGAUCUCCGGCGUCCACCGGUAUUAAUUGAAGAGCAAGAACGGAGCGACGAGGCUAUCCUCAAAGGCAUCCUCGGUCAAAUUGUUGGCCAAUCUAGUACUGAACAGACAGCGCGGUUGGAUGCGGCGACGAAGAGUGCAACGGACUUGUCCGCGUUUGUUAAACGAAAGCCUACUAAUGGCCAGUCUUCUCAGAAACCGGAUUCUAGCAAUAAGCGACCUGCUGAGCAGUCUUCCCAGGGUAAUGACGUGAAACGGGCGCGAGUGAGCGAUGGCAGCGUUGAUAAAUCUUAGGCGGGCCGAGAGGAUGGUAAAGGAAUUGUUUUUUAAGAGAAUUUACCGGGAUGGUCAGAAUGAUACCCAUAAAAAGGCUUUAGCAAGGCUUGCAGCAUUCGUUUAAUUUUUUAUGUUGUUCAUUUUCUUGCGGCCUGGGUUCAAAUAUCGUGGAACGAAAGGAUAGUCUCAUGUCCAUACCUUUGUUAUUAUACAUUAACGUUUAUCGCCUCAAUCAUACAUAAUUCAGGCAGGACAAAUAUGAUUAUGGCCGUUAGUAUCAGACGAAGACCCGACGUCAUUAUGUUCCAGGUAGAACUAAAAGUCUCCGAAGUUCAGAGACAUGAUGCAGAACAAUGUCGCCAGGUCGUAGUCAACUAAGACCGAACACUGUGGAACGAUGGUUAGGCUUACGACCCCUUCGACGCAUAGCCAGAUCAGGAUUCCAGAUUCCGGCAAAUAAGUCCUCGCACUCAUCCUCAUCUU